AUUACAACCACGUGCCCCUGGUUUAAUGUCGUUAAAGGCUGUUAAUUAAUGAGAAGCACUGAAGCACCCCCGAGGCUCCCCUCUGGGAUCCAGUGGUGAAAAGAAAAGUUGUCACUCGUGUUUCCCACGGUCUCCAGGAAACAUCACACUCCUCACAAGCAAAUGUGAAACAACUGCGGCUCUAAACGACGCGCCAGCACGAGACCCCAAACGGAACGCGUGUCGCACGACGACGCGGAGGUGUGAAAGCAAAACGUUUCGCCGUCCUCACACCUUCAGUCCGCGUGUGCAGAGGUGUCAAGCGUGCAGGGACGGCGAGGUGCAGAUGAUUUUCAUUGGAAAGACAGAAGCAGAAAGAAAAGAGAGAGACACUUUAAGGAAACAUUCAAAUGUGAGCCACAUGUUUUGGUGCAUUAACCAAACAGCAGCACAGAUGGACAGAAGUGUCAACUCAUGCAGUGGCGAGCAUCCCAAAUGGUUCAUGCAGCCCAAACGUGCACGUGUGCUCAGUUUCUCACGUCUCUUCGUGGCCCAGUCUUACAUUGGGCCACUGAUAUUACAGGAAAACUGAGAAUCCUUUGGAACCUCUAAAAUUAGCCCAAACCGCUAUAACAGUGCGCAAACGCAAUGAAACAGCAGCAGGAAAUAUCUGUGAAAAUGCACCUGAUUGACGUUCAACGUUCAGAUGUGUGAAGAAUAUUAGUUCUACACGAGCUAAAGCCACUUUUUAUGUUAAAUCCACGAAGAAUAACACAUAAAUCUUCCAGAAAUUCAUGCACAAUAAACAACAACACAACUCACUUGUAGAUUUUUACGCACGGAUUUCCUUGUUCCAUGUUUCACACGUUUGUAUUUUUAUGUGAAUCUUCAGAACAAGCUGAUCUGUUUUUAACAGUCGAUUCCUCAUUUCAGUAAAUCGCAGGAUGAAUGUACUGAAUUUAAUCUGAAAUGGUCUAAUGGGUUUAUUGAGCAGGAGGUGGGUGGGAGAGUGCACGUCUGAGGGGAGUGGGAGUGGAUUGUGAAACGUGGGUGUUUAGAGGAGGAGGAGUCUGGAGGACUGGCAGGAAGAGUUUAAAAGGGGCGCCCAGAGACCAGAGCAUUAUUUACCAGAUCUACUGCAGACUGAGAAGACUCCUCUUUGACUUCUGGAUGAGGACAGACAUUGGACGAACAGCAACGAUGCAACUGCUACAGGGAACAGAGGAGAUAACAACAGACAGAAAGUUCAUAAAAUCUCAGGUGGAGAAACGUCGAAGGGAGAGAAUGAACUGCAGCCUGGAGCGUCUGAGAACCGUGUUGCUGCAGGAGCCACAACAACUGAGUGGGGCUCAGCAGAGAUUGGAGAAGGCAGAGAUACUGGAGCACACAGUCCACUUCCUCCAGAGCAACACUCAAGGAGACAGGAUGGGAGCUCAGAGACACUCCUUCCAAGACGGCUUCUCCUCCUGCCUGCAGAGAGCUGCUCAGUUCCUGGGACCUCAGGGGAAAGGCCUGGACGCACGUUUUGCUGCACGCUUUGCCCCUUCAGACGCUGAUCCCACAGGCGUCCAGAUGAGAACCGAGGCCCGUUCCUGCUCCAGCUCUGUGACACAGACCAAGUCCAUUCUUCGGAUGCUUAGACAGAAGUCUAAGCUCAGACUGCAAACACAGACCUCUGGUGCAAACAGUUCUGUUCAUCCAUACCAACGUCCAGUGCAGCAAAGGUCUCCCGGAGUUCCCCAAGAUUCUCAGAAACAAAGUGAUCUUGAGGUCAGAGCGUCGAGUCAAGAAAGCAAACAGAGCUUGAGCCAGAGCUGCCCAGUCAGCCAGACUGUGUGGAGGCCCUGGCCCUGAUCCCCAGGCAGUGAACGCUCUGAACCUGAAUCUUUAAAUGACAGACUGAUGAUUGAUAUGAUUCAUAUUCACUGGUGUCAAGAAUAUCUGCUCUUUGAUAACUCGUAACAGUGUUGGUGUUCGCCCACGACCUGUAGAUAAUGCAAUCGUCUCAUUGCCGGUGUUAAAUGCUUCUGAAUGAGCUCAGUCAGUGGAGCAGCCGUGCAUUCAGCUGACAGGCACAUAGGGACUCUCCCAGACUGGAACAGGCGUGAGUUGGAUCAGGCGGCUGAGCCGGGCCGAGCUGAGCUGUCCAGCUGGGACUGUUGCUGUGCCGAAGAAUGAGUUCAGAGGUGAGUGAUCGAACAGAAGCCUCCUCCCUCAUAUUCUGCAAAAAAAAACAACUGUCUGAUCAGCUCUGAUUGAAGACGUGGAUAAUGACCGAGUGUCCGUCUAUCACAUUUCCAGGUGUGUUACCUCAGAGUCUGACGCUGGGAGGACACUCACAUUCACCUGCUGACAUGAAAGACCUCAAUGGCAACGUGUCCAAUACGAAGUCAAUUCCCUUUAAAUAUAUAUCUUGUCUAUUUUGCACAUUAAUUUAUUCUGUAUGUCUCCCUAUGGUGAGCAGUAUUCCUUUUUUAUAAU
Molecule: messenger RNA, 2460 nt
Organism: Paralichthys olivaceus (Japanese flounder)
Lineage: Eukaryota; Metazoa; Chordata; Actinopteri; Pleuronectiformes; Paralichthyidae
Product: transcription factor HES-7.1-A-like
Biological process (GO): anterior/posterior pattern specification; regulation of transcription by RNA polymerase II; regulation of neurogenesis
Cellular component (GO): nucleus
Molecular function (GO): protein dimerization activity; DNA-binding transcription factor activity, RNA polymerase II-specific; RNA polymerase II cis-regulatory region sequence-specific DNA binding
Source: RefSeq, a predicted model, not a curated record